Molecule: messenger RNA, 6212 nt
Organism: Myotis myotis
Lineage: Eukaryota; Metazoa; Chordata; Mammalia; Chiroptera; Vespertilionidae
Gene: MADD
Product: MAP kinase activating death domain
Exons: 37
Coding region: 316-5268 (1650 amino acids)
Biological process (GO): regulation of apoptotic process; regulation of Rab protein signal transduction
Cellular component (GO): cytosol
Molecular function (GO): guanyl-nucleotide exchange factor activity
Source: RefSeq, a predicted model, not a curated record
UGAGAGAGCCUCUUGUGCUCACGUCAGCAAAGAUGUCAUAUCGCUCUCCGGUUCCUGUGGUUUUACUAUGACAUUUUACCCCCGAAGAGGGACGAAUCCAAAGGGUUGGUUAACGAGGCCAUUUGCGGAAAAGACCUCAAUAACCUAAAGAAACGUCUGUGGGUUCCAAAUCUGCAUCUGGGUGGAGUGGAAGGUGAUGUAGGCCUUCAGCAGAUAACCUUGGAUUUUCAGAUAAUAACAGAAUUCCCCCUGGGAAUGCUGACUCCUUGCUUGGUGCCUUGAAGUUUCUCCGAGAUGAACUGAUGAACUGGAGCCAUGGUGCAAAAGAAGAAGUUCUGUCCUCGGUUACUUGACUACCUAGUGAUUGUAGGCGCCAGGCACCCGAGCAGUGACAGUGUGGCCCAGACCCCUGAAUUGCUUCGGCGAUACCCGUUAGAGGAUCACCCUGAGUUUCCCCUGCCCCCAGAUGUCGUGUUCUUCUGCCAGCCAGAGGGCUGCCUGAGUGUGCGGCAGCGGCGCAUGAGCCUGCGGGAUGAUAUCUCUUUUGUCUUCACCCUCACCGACAAGGACACCGGAGUCACGCGUUAUGGCAUCUGUGUUAACUUCUACCGCUCCUUCCAGAAGCGAAUGCCUAAGGAAAAGGGGGAAGCUGGGGCAGGGUCCCGUGGGAAGGAAGGCCCCCGGCCCCCCAGCGCCUCAGAAGAGGUUGGCACUGAGAGUUCGGAGAGUGGCUCGUCCCUGCAGCCUCCCAGUGCCGACUCCACCCCCGAUGUGAACCAGUCUCCUCGGGGAAAACGCCGGGCCAAGGCGGGAAGCCGGUCCCGCAACAGUACUCUGACUUCCCUCUGCGUGAUCAGCCACUACCCCUUCUUCUCCACCUUCCGAGAGUGUCUGUACACCCUCAAACGUCUGGUGGACUGCUGCAGUGAGCGACUGCUGGGCAAGAAACUGGGCAUCCCCCGAGGCAUACAAAGGGACACCAUGUGGCGCAUCUUCACUGGAUCGUUGCUGGUGGAGGAGAAGUCAGGUGCCCUUCUGCAUGACCUUCGAGAGAUUGAGGCCUGGAUCUAUCGAUUGCUGCGCUCCCCAGUGCCCGUCUCUGGGCAGAAGCGAGUAGACAUUGAGGUCCUACCCCAGGAGCUCCAGCAAGCUCUGACCUUUGCUCUUCCUGACCCCUCUCGAUUCACCCUGGUGGAUUUCCCACUGCACCUUCCCUUGGAACUUCUGGGUGUGGAUGCCUGCCUUCAGGUGCUAACCUGCAUCCUGUUAGAGCACAAGGUGGUGCUACAGUCCCGCGACUACAACGCACUCUCCAUGUCUGUGAUGGCAUUUGUGGCAAUGAUCUACCCCCUGGAGUAUAUGUUUCCUGUCAUCCCACUGCUGCCCACCUGCAUGGGAUCGGCAGAGCAGCUGCUGUUGGCCCCAACCCCAUACAUCAUCGGGGUCCCUGCCAGCUUCUUCCUCUACAAACCGGACUUCAAAAUGCCUGACGAUGUAUGGCUAGUGGACCUGGACGGCAGUAGGGUGAUUGCCCCCACCAAUGCAGAAGUGCUACCUGUCCUGCCAGAACCAGAGUCAUUAGAGUUGAAAAAACAUCUGAAGCAGGCCCUUGCCAGCAUGAGCCUCAACACCCAGCCAAUCCUCAAUCUGGAAAAAUUCCAUGAGGGCCAGGAGAUCCCCCUGCUCUUUGGAAAGCCUACUAGUGACCUGCAGUCCACCCCUUCCACGGAAUUCAACCCACUCAUCUAUGGCAAUGAUGUGGAUUCUGUGGAUGUCGCAACCAGAGUGGCCAUGGUCCGUUUCUUCAACUCCCCCAACGUGCUGCAGGGCUUUCAGAUGCACACACGUAUCCUGCGCCUCUUCCCUCGGCCUGUGGUAGCUUUUCAAGUUGGCUCCUUCCUAGCCUCGCGUCCCCAGCAGACUCCUUUUGCUGAGAAAUUGGCCAGGACUCAGGCUGUGGAGUACUUUGGGGAAUGGAUCCUUAACCCUACCAACUAUGCCUUUCAGCGAAUUCACAACAAUAUGUUUGAUCCGGCCCUGAUUGGUGACAAGCCAAAGUGGUACGCUCAUCAGCUGCAACCCAUCCACUACCGCGUCUAUGAUAGCAAUUCCCAGCUGGCUGAAGCGCUGAGUGUGCCCCCAGAGCGUGACUCUGACUCUGAUCCUACUGAUGACAGCGGCAGUGAUAGUAUGGACUAUGGUGACUCAAGCUCUUCCUACUCCUCCCUCGGUGACUUUGUUAGUGAAAUGAUGAAGUGUGACAUCAAUGGCGAUACACCUAAUGUGGAUCCUCUGACGCAUGCAGCGCUGGGGGAUGCCAGUGAGGUGGAGAUUGAUGAGCUGCCGAUCCAGAAAGAAGCCGGGGAGCCUGGCUCCCACAGAGAGAACGCUCAGGAACACCCCCCACCGCACUCCAGCUCCAGCACCACGGCCAGCAGUGGCCCCAGCACCGUCAUCCACGGAGCCAGUGCUGAACCUGCUGACUCAACAGAGAUGGAUGAUAAGGCAGCACUAGCCAUCUCCAAGCCCCUCCCUCCCGUGCCUCCCAGCAUCAGCAAAUCGGUUGUGGACAGGCGCCAGACAGAAACUGGAGAGGGAUCAGUGUGCCGGCGAACCUUUGACAACCCAUACUUCGAGCCCCAGUAUGGCCUUCCCCCUGAGGAAGAUGAUGAUGACCAGGGGGAAAGUUACACUCCCCGAUUCAGCCAACAUGUCAGUGGCAAUCGGGCUCAAAAGCUGCUGCGGCCCAACAGCUUGAAACUGGCAAGCGACUCAGACGCAGAGUCAGACUCCCGAGCAAGCUCUCCCACCUCCACCAUCUCCAACAACAGCACCGAGAGCUUUGGGGGCAUCAUGUCUUUUGCCAGCAGCCUAUAUCGGAACCACAGUACAAGCUUCAGUCUUUCGAACCUCACACUGCCCACCAAAGGUGCCCGGGAGAAGACCACGCCCUUCCCCAGUCUGAAAGUAUUUGGGCUAAAUACUCUAAUGGAGAUUGUUACUGAAGCCGGCCCCGGGAGUGGUGAAGGAAACAGGAGGGCCUUGGUGGACCAGAAGUCAUCUGUCAUUAAACACAGCCCAACAGUGAAGCGAGAACCCCCGUCACCCCAGGGCCGAUCCAGCAAUUCUAGCGAGAACCAGCAGUUCCUGAAGGAGGUGGUGCACAGCGUGCUGGAUGGCCAGGGCGUCGGCUGGCUCAACAUGAAGAAGGUGCGACGGCUGCUGGAGAGCGAGCAGCUGCGGGUCUUUGUCCUGAGCAAGCUGAACCGCACGGUGCAGUCCGAGGACGAUGCCCGGCAAGAUCUCAUCCCCGACGUGGAGAUCAGUCGAAAGGUGUACAAGGGAAUGUUAGACCUGCUCAAGUGCACGGUGCUCAGCCUGGAGCAGUCCUAUACCCAUGCAGGUCUGGGCGGCAUGGCCAGCAUCUUUGGGCUUCUGGAGAUCGCUCAGACCCACUACUACAGCAAAGAACCAGACAAGCGUAAGAGAAGUCCAACAGAGAGCGUGCAUACACCAGUUGGCAAGGAUCCUGGCCUGGCUGGUCGGGGGGACCCAAAGGCUACGGCACAGCUGAGAGUUCCCCAGCUGGGGCCUCGGGCACCAAGUGCUACAGGAAAGGGUCCUAAGGAACUAGAUACCAGGAGUUUAAAGGAAGAGAAUUUUGUAGCAUCUGUUGAAUUGUGGAACAAGCACCAGGAAGUGAAAAAGCAAAAAGCUAUGGAAAAACAGAGGCCUGAAGUACUCAAGCCUGCCUUUGACCUUGGCGAGACGGAAGAGAAAAAGUCCCAGAUCAGCGCAGAUAGUGGUGUGAGCCUAACAUCUGGUUCCCAGAGGACAGACCCAGACUCUGUCAUCGGUGUGAGCCCAGCUGUGCUGAUCCGAAGCUCCAGUCAGGAUUCUGAAGUUAGCACCGUGGUGAGUAAUAGUUCUGGAGAGACCCUUGGAGCCGACAGUGACUUGAGCAGCAAUGCAGGCGAUGGACCAGGUGGCGAGGGAAGCACCCGCUUGACAAGCUCUCGGGGCACUUUGUCCGAUAGUGAAAUUGAGACCAACUCUGCCACCAGCGCCAUCUUUGGUAAAGCCCACAGCUUGAAGCCGAGCGUAAGGGAGAAGCUGGCGGGCAGCCCGGUUCGCUCUUACGAAGACGUAAGCCAGCGAGUCUAUCUCUACGAGGGACUCAUAGGAAGGGACAAAGGAUCGAUGUGGGACCAGUUAGAGGAUGCUGCUAUGGAGACCUUUUCUAUGAGUAAAGAGCGUUCUACGUUAUGGGACCAAAUGCAGUUCUGGGAAGAUGCAUUCUUAGAUGCUGUGAUGUUGGAGAGAGAAGGGAUGGGUAUGGACCAGGGUCCCCAGGAGAUGAUAGACAGGUACCUGUCACUGGGAGAGCAUGACCGGAAACGCCUUGAGGAUGAUGAAGAUCGUUUGCUGGCCACGCUUUUGCACAACCUGAUCUCCUAUAUGCUGCUGAUGAAGGUACAGAAGAAUGACAUCCGGAAGAAGGUGAGGCGCCUGAUGGGAAAGUCCCAUAUUGGGCUUGUGUACAGCCAGCAAAUCAAUGAAGUACUUGAUCAGCUGGCCAACCUGAAUGGCCGUGAUCUCUCUGUCCGGUCCAGUGGUAGCCGGCACAUGAAGAAGCAGACUUUUGUGGUACAUGCAGGGACAGACACAAAUGGAGAUAUCUUUUUUAUGGAGGUGUGUGAUGACUGCGUGGUGCUGCGCAGCAACAUUGGGACGGUGUACGAGCGCUGGUGGUACGAGAAGCUCAUCAACAUGACAUACUGCCCCAAGACCAAGGUGCUGUGCUUGUGGCGCAGAAACGGCUCGGAGACCCAGCUCAACAAGUUCUACACAAAGAAGUGUCGGGAGCUGUACUACUGCGUGAAGGACAGCAUGGAGCGUGCCGCCGCCCGGCAGCAGAGCAUCAAACCUGGGCCUGAACUAGGUGGCGAGUUCCCCGUGCAGGACAUGAAGACUGGUGAGGGUGGCUUGCUGCAGGUCACCCUAGAAGGGAUCAAUCUCAAGUUCAUGCACAACCAGGAGCGGAAGGUUUUCAUAGAGCUGAAUCACAUUAAAAAGUGCAAUACAGUUCGAGGCGUCUUUGUCCUGGAGGAAUUUGUUCCUGAAAUUAAAGAAGUGGUGAGCCACAAGUACAAGACACCCAUGGCCCACGAGAUCUGCUACUCAGUGUUGUGUCUCUUCUCGUAUGUGGCUGCGGUCCGCAGCAGUGAGGACGACCUCCGAACCCCACCCCGGCCUGUCUCCAGCUGAUGGAGGGUGACGGCUGCCCCAGCCCAGGGGCGCCCUGGCCUCUUGCCUCUUGCUGUUCCCCAGUGCAUGAUGCUGCUAAGACCAGAUGCGGAUGACGCACGUUCUCUGCAAGCCCCUCGCGUGGCUUAGGUGGUUCCCAGUUAUGUGUCUGUUGGUGUGUCUUAGUGUGUUCAUCACAGGGCUGAGCUAGCCUCUUCCGCCUUCUCCCUCUUCACUCCCAGAAGACCAGCCUACUGUUCCCUCAGGGCUCGGUGUGUGAGUGUGAGUGUGAGUGUGUGAGUGUGUGUGAGUGUGUGUGUGUGUGUCUGUGUCUGUGUCUGUUGGGCCAGUGGCUUCUAAGAACUCUUUGGCACAGGCCAGUGUGAGUCCACGCCUGCAUGCCCUUGAGACAUUUGUGCUGUGGCUCCGUGUCCUUGGCAUUGUGACCUCCCUGUGCAGGACUCUGUGAUCCAGCACAGCCGGGCGCCUGGAACAGCCCCCUCUGGGGAGUAGUGAGGGAAGCUUCAGGCUUCCUGAGCGGGGUGGGCGGCGAGAGGAGGGAGAGGCCCGGGGCAGCAGAGUGAGUGGCAACCUCCCUGCUUCCUGACGCAUUUCCUAAGCUGGCAGCCACCACCGCCCGCCCGUGGGCCACACACAGCCUUGCUGCUGUCACCAUGGCCUCCACCACUCAGCGGAGCAGCUCUUCCCCUGGGGUCUGCCUGGCCUGAGGCAGAGGAGAGCAGACUGGUUGGGGCCAGGAGACUCCCAGGAACCGGAAGGGGUGGGCAAAGGCCACGUUCGGUAGACACACCCGUGUCUGCAGGCGCGUCUCCUGGCACCGGGUGCCAGAAGGGAGAGAGGGCCUGGGAGUGGGCAAGAGAUGACUGUACAUAUUUAUUUCAGCUCCACAUUAUUUAUAGAAAAUGUACAGAUGUGUGAAUGUGAAAUAAAUGUCCUUAACUCUC